Erinaceus europaeus (western European hedgehog) is the source of this 849-nucleotide messenger RNA. It is a transcript of the gene ATP6V0E1, whose product is annotated as ATPase H+ transporting V0 subunit e1. Gene Ontology annotation, molecular function: proton-transporting ATPase activity, rotational mechanism. The transcript is spliced from 4 exons. Lineage: Eukaryota; Metazoa; Chordata; Mammalia; Eulipotyphla; Erinaceidae. The record is from RefSeq and is a predicted model, not a curated record. The coding region runs from base 68 to 313 and encodes 81 amino acids. Gene Ontology annotation, biological process: proton transmembrane transport. Gene Ontology annotation, cellular component: proton-transporting V-type ATPase, V0 domain.
UCCGGGUAGGCCGGAGCGCGGCGGCGGCGGCGGCGGCGGGCCGGGAAGGGCAGCGGGGGCGGCCACCAUGGCGUACAGCGGCCUCACGGUGCCUCUCACCGUGAUGACCGUCUUCUGGGGCUUCGUGGGCUUCGUGGUGCCCUGGUUCAUCCCGAAGAGUCCCAACCGGGGAGUCAUCAUCACCAUGCUGGUGACCUGCUCAGUUUGCUGCUAUCUCUUUUGGCUGAUUGCGAUUCUGGCCCAACUCAACCCACUCUUUGGACCACAGCUGAAAAACGAGACCAUCUGGUAUCUCAAGUACCACUGGCCUUGAGGAAGAAGACCGGUCCCCGGGCGCAGCCAGCCAGGUCACCGAGAGAAUGCCCUCCAGACGCAAACAUCAGCGCCAGCCUCACCACCUCACCCCGACUUGCCCGCCUCUGGCCGGCAACUGCCUUAAACCUCCACGCCACGAGGGGACCUUGACUCUACUGCACAGUGUUUCCCGCCUGUCGCCUUUCUCACUCUUCACUGGAUGGAUGAGGGAUGAUGGAUGAUGUGCCUACGUUACCGAAACUCCUCGGACGGUCGCCAUGCAGCGCCCCUGCACUCGUCUGAGACCGAAGGUGCUAUCCUUCCAGACAAUGCCUUACUCCCCCUGGAGCCCUGCGGGUCAAGAGGUGACUCCUGCCCUGUGACAGGGGAAUCAACGGCGUCUGGAACCUCACGAGAUCGUAAGACUCGAGCGGAGCCUUCACAUUCCCAGGGGAGACCUGUCCCAGCAGAACUGCACCAAAGUCUCUUUUCAGGAUCAAUUUUCAUAUCUCUGCUAGCUCUCUAAAUAAAUUAUUUUUCUGCUUUCUAUGGAAA